Molecule: messenger RNA, 426 nt
Organism: Sphaeroforma arctica JP610
Lineage: Eukaryota; Ichthyosporea; Ichthyophonida
Exons: 1
Coding region: 1-426 (141 amino acids)
Source: RefSeq, a predicted model, not a curated record
AUGGCCACACGCAAACCCAAUGCCCAGGGCUUGCGACGUUUCCCACAGCCCAUGUUAAAAGAUCACGGAUUGCCGGGUACACGCAAAGGUCCUAUUCAGACCAAAAAGGUGCGACCCAAAUUCCACGACAUGGCGGUGCAAGUGACUGGGUACGAUGAGAUACCAGAGGACAGGAGGAUGACACGAGAGCAGCACCUAGGUGAUGCUAGUGAUAGGGUGGUUAGGGCUGUUAGUGCUAAUACAGUGCACAGUGAAGAGGCGUAUAGGCGUAAGGAUGACGCAGAAGGCGAUGAUGCAUCACAACUGGGCGAACAGUUUGAUGAUAAGGAGAUCAUGGCGUCGGAAUGGGUGGAUGCUGCACCGCAGAAGGUCAAGCCUACUACACCAGUUAUUGGUGAUAUGAAGGUAUGUACUUGUGUUGGGUAG